Molecule: messenger RNA, 2955 nt
Organism: Saccostrea echinata
Lineage: Eukaryota; Metazoa; Mollusca; Bivalvia; Ostreida; Ostreidae
Product: low-density lipoprotein receptor-related protein 2-like
Exons: 16
Coding region: 103-2955 (950 amino acids)
Molecular function (GO): calcium ion binding
Source: RefSeq, a predicted model, not a curated record
AAUGUAAUCAAAUUACCAAUCAGUAUAAAGUAUUCCCCAGGAAUAGCAUUCGAUAAGUCAACAAAGGAACUCAUUUACUCUGAUUCCUCAUCAAGAAAAAUUAUGUCAACAACGCUUCAUGGAAAGAAUAGAUCCUUGCUCUAUUCAACAGGAUUCGCCUUUGCUGAACGUUUGACCAUUGACUAUUCAACGGGAAACAUAUACUAUUCCGCAGUAGCCUCUAUACCGAGUCAAAGUUAUAUUGGAGUUGUACAUAGACAGAGUUUUCUUCAUAAGACUUUGUUGUCUAACUUGCAUAGACCAAAAGAUAUUGUUUUAUAUCCGUCAAGAGGAUAUUUAUACUGGACAAAAACAGGAAGUAUCAAAGAAAUAGGUAGAUCGUACAUGGAUGGAACAUCAAAAAUGUACAUAGCAACAACAAAUAUUGGAGCCCCAACUGGUCUUGCAAUCGAUUUUACAUCCAAUAGACUUUACUGGACAGAUGCAAUUAAAAAUCGUAUUGAGUACUCUGACUUGAAUGGAGGAAACAGACAUGUUUUAACAACAGAUAAAGACGCAUGUCCAUUUGGAAUUAUUGUUCAUAGACAAUAUCUCUAUUACAUAGCGUCUAAUAGACAAGGCGUAACAAAGAUAAACAAAGCAACGGGUUCAAAAGUAACAUUUAUGUCAAUCCAUCCAGAGCUGGGGGUGCUUAAUAGUCUUGAUGUAUAUACAGAUGAUUCAGUUGAUUUGAGUUUGAGUUGUUCUACGAAUAACGGUAGUUGUAGUGCAUUCUGCUUUCCAACACCGAAUGGAAGAACAUGUGGUUGUGCGGACGAUGUUGAUCUAAAAUCAGAUCAAACAACGUGUCAAGGAGUUUCUCGCUGCACUACUUCUCUACGCAAUGUGAAUUUACAUGACUGUAUUCCAUAUCCUGAACACACUUGCAAUAUUCACUGUAAAUCUGGAUAUAGACUAAGGGCCAACGUAUCCCUUAUGUGUGAUCACUCUGGACAAUGGGUUCCAUCUCCAGUUUCCUUAUGCACAGAGAUAUUCUGCACGUCAGCUAUAAAACAUGUCAAGUUAUCAUCAAGUUGCACACAAAAAGCUGCUGAAUCUUGCAAAUUCUCUUGUAAUGAUGGAUAUACCCCGACAACUUCAGAGAGCUUACUUUGUACAGAUAUGGGCACCUGGAGCCACAACACCAGAAAUUUAUGCUUACGAAACACGUCCUCACAACACAAUAGCGAAGACGAUUUUGAAAUAUACAAUAUGUAUGUCUACAUUGGAUCAUCAAUUGCAGCCAUCUCUGGAAUAAUUUUCCCUGUAACUCUUGCAAUAGCGUGUUUCCUCAAAAGAAAAAAUACAUCUCGCGAUACGUACCAGACAUCACCGGUGCACACGGAACACAAUUACUCGAUAAUCAGAAAUCGUGGACAUUUGACUGGAAUUAAUAGAGAAGAGGGGCAAAAAACUGCUGAAUACGUAACCAUCGAUGACCAGUUCAUUACAGAAUAUGUGGAACCAAUUGACGACAGGUAUCUGUACCCUUGUGGACAUUUGACUGGAAGUUAUAGAGAAGAGGGGCAAGAACCUGCUGAAUACAUUGCCACUGAUGAUCAGUUCAUUACAGAAUAUGUGGAACCAAUGAAGGACAUGCAUCUGAAUCCUGGUCUGAUAUUGGGAAUGUGGAAUCCUGCUUCGCUAACCUCCAUCACGGAAAUCCCUAGAAAUCCCGCCAGUCACUUCGGAAAUGUGUCAAUGUUUUUAAAUCCUUCAGGCGCUCAGAUCAUUAGCAUAUCGUCAGAUCCAGAGAGGACGAUCGUUUUUGCAGCCAUUGGAUAUUCAAUUUACGCAUUCCAAAACUUUACCAUCUGGCAGAAUGAAACCAUUCCUAUUUCAGUUGUAUACAGAGGGAGGUCUAUCGGAAAUGCCCAGAUUGCAUUUGACUAUGUUUCAAAAAAUUUAUACUGGUGCGAUUCCUUGCUUAAUUGGAUAGCCAUGAAACCAGCAUAUCUCGACAAUACAACGAUAUAUAAAUUGAUUAUCCACAACAAUUUGAAACAACCAGAAGGAUUGGCACUAGAUCCCGAGGCUGGACUGAUGUUCUUUUCCGAUAAUGAUGUGAAUCCACGCAUUGAAAAGGCCUCCAUGAAUGGAGAUAAUAGGACUGUAAUAGUGCACACAGGAUUGAAACGAGUUCUGUCCCUUUCUGUUGAUGUUAUCAAUAGCUUGCUGUACUGGGCAGACUAUGGCAGACACACUGUCGAGGUCAGCGACUAUUACGGAUUAAACAGAAAAGUACUGCGACGUAGCAACAAUGUUCCUGCGACUGGAUUACAUUUUUAUGAGGGAAUGUUGCAUGUUGUAAGCUCUGGAGCUAGAGCCAUGUUUGGAGUAGAUGCAGCAUCAGGAACACAGCUUUACAGUCUAAGGAUGAAUACAGCACAGCCAUAUGCAGUACAUGUUUAUGAUGCAGAAACCUCCAAGGAAUACAUCGACCCUUGCACUUCUAGAAGUUGUCAACACAUCUGUGUAAACACUCCAGAGGGAGCUAAAUGCCUCUGUGCCGAGGGUUACUUGAUAUCUUCAGAUGGAAUGACGUGCACGGAUCGCUCCUGGUUCCAUGAGAAAGGCUUUAUCUUGCACAAUUCAACGGCGUUUUCGAUGUAUGAAGUGCAUUUCGUCAACGGUAGACGAGGCUUGUAUCCUAUUAUAACAGUCCCCUCCUCCAUUAUUCAGACAUUUGCUGUUGACGCCAAUAUGCAUCUUAUCUAUUUUGUGGACAAUAGCAACAACAAAUUGAAAGAACUGAAUAUAAUCAGUUUUAAAAUUAGAACGUUGACGUCCAUUCAAUUUGCAUCAGAUUUCAAAGUUAAGGAGGCCAUUCAAAUGAUAGUGGUUUUGGUCCAUGUUGGUUUGUCUCAACAGCUAAUCUUUUGGAAAGCAGUGUUGGAGAAAAUAUCAGCAACAUGA